Knipowitschia caucasica is the source of this 2400-nucleotide messenger RNA. NCBI's taxonomy places the organism in Eukaryota, Metazoa, Chordata, Actinopteri, Gobiiformes, Gobiidae. The record is from the annotation of a GenBank genome assembly.
AUGGUGAAUGUUGAACGUGUUCCUUCUCUAAAUCUUUCUCAGGGCUCGUUGGCGUUGGUCCCUCAGCAGGCCUGGACCCUAAACGCCUCGGUGAAAGAGAACAUCCUGUUUGGAGCCCCACGGUCAGAGAGCUGGUACCACCGUGUCCUGGAGGCCUGUGCCCUUCUGCCCGACCUGGAGCUGCUCCCCGCGGGCGACAGCUCAGAGAUUGGAGAAAAGGGAGUGAACCUGUCAGGGGGGCAGAGGCAGAGGGUCAGCCUGGCCCGGGCCGUCUACAGGAAGUUGGAUAUCUACCUGCUGGAUGACCCCCUGUCUGCGGUGGACGCUCAUGUGGGCCAGCACAUCUUCGACCGCGUCAUCGGCCCCAAUGGGCUUCUCCGGGGACAGACCCGGAUUCUAGUAACCCACGGGGCGAGCCUGCUGCCCCAGUGUGACGUGGUCCUGGUGUUGGAAGAGGGCCGCAUCUCGGAAAGCGGCUCAUUCUCACAGCUCAUGGACAGACAAGGCUCCUUCGCCAAGUUCAUCAAGACGUUUGGAGUCAGCCCGCACAGAAGCGACAGCUGCCCCGGCGAACGAGGCAGCAGAAGGUCUAGGUCCCUGUCUCGUCUCAGUAUGACAGAAUUCUCCACUGAUCUGUCCCAGGAACAGCAGCUGCUCAGCUGUGACCUGAGCAGCACCAGCACACAGCCUCUCCUGGACUUUGGCCCAGAGGAUCCUGGGAAACUCACAGAGAUGGACCGAGCUCACACUGGACGGAUCCGCUUGCAGACGUAUAAGGAGUACUUUGAGACCAUCGGCCUGGCCUUCCUCCUGCUCAUCGUGGCACUGUAUGCCUUCCAGCAGGGGGCGUCCCUCAGCUAUAACUACUGGCUGAGCGUGUGGGCCGACGACGCUCCGGUGAACGGCACGCAGAGCGACCAUGACCUGCGGCUGGGCGUGUUCGCAGCACUGGGGCUGACGCAGGGUCUAGCCAUGUUCGCCACCACCCUGGCCAUCUCUCUGGGUGGCAUCAGUGCGUCCAGACACCUCCACUCUGACCUCCUGCAGAACGUCCUCCGCUCCCCCAUGGCCUUCUUCGAGAGCACUCAGAGCGGCAGCCUGCUGAACCGCUUCUCCAAGGAAAUAGACGCCAUUGACUGCAUGAUCCCGGACGGGCUGAAGAUGAUGCUGGGGUACCUCUUCAAGCUGCUGGAGGUGUGCAUCAUCGUGCUGCUGGCCACGCCCCUCAUUGGGGUGGUGCUGCUGCCACUGGCCGUGCUCUAUGCCAUCUUCCAGAGGUUCUACGUGGUGUGCUCCUGUCAGCUGAGGCGUCUGGAGGCGAUCAGUCGCUCGCCCCUCUACACUCACUUUAACCAGAGCUUCCAUGGCGCUGCGGUGGUGCGUGCGUUCAGAGAGCAGAGCCGCUUUGUCCAGUCGGCCAACAGGCUUGUGGACACCAACCAGGAGGCCUACUUCCCACGCUUUGUGGCCACCAGGUGGCUGGCAGUGAACCUGGAGUUUCUGGGGAGCCUCUUGGUGUUGGCGUCUGCUCUCUUCUCAGUGUUUGGAAGGAAAGAGCUGAGUUCUGGUAUAGUGGGACUGGCCAUUUCUCAUUCACUACAGGUCACGGGCGUGCUGAGCUGGAUCGUUCGCUCCUGGACAGAUGUGGAGAAUAACAUUGUGUCAGUGGAGAGAGUGAAGGAGUACGCCCACACCCCCAAAGAGGCCCCCUGGAGGUCAGACCCUGGGACCCUUUCUCCGCUCUGGCCCUGCACCGGCGUCAUCAGCUUUGAGGACUUCGGACUGCAGUAUCGUAAAGGUUUAGACUGGGCUCUCAAAGACAUCAGUUUCACCAUCCAGGACGGAGAGAAGAUUGGAAUUGUGGGGCGCACUGGAGCGGGGAAGUCCUCUCUGGCCUUGGGACUUUUCCGGAUUCUGGAGGCAGCCAGCGGGAAGAUCUGCAUCGACGGGGCGGACAUCUCCCUUGUCGGCCUCCAUGAUCUGAGAUCCAGACUAACCAUCAUCCCCCAGGAUCCUGUGCUGUUCUCUGGGACCCUCCGUAUGAACCUGGACCCGUACGAGAGCUGCUCCGACUCUGCUCUGUGGUACGUCCUAGAGCUGUCCCACCUCAGCGCCUUUGUGUCCGCCCUGCCCCACCAGCUGGACCACAUGUGCAGCGAGGGAGGGGAGAAUCUCAGCGUGGGUCAGCGACAGCUCCUGUGCCUGGCCCGGGCCCUGCUGAGGAAGAGCCGUAUCCUGGUGUUGGACGAGGCCACGGCGGCGGUGGAUCUGGAGACGGAUCGGCUCAUCCAGGUGGUGGUGAUGGUCCAGGGCUCAGUGGUGGAAAUGGCGCCCCCUGCAGUCCUCCUUCAGCAGCGUGGACACUUCUACAGGAUGUGUGUGGAGGCAGGACUCGUUUAA